UUCGCAUUUCGUUGUAUUGAUAUUAGAGGGCUUGAAACAGAUGCUCUGCAUGCGCCCGUUGUUUGCUUGGGACGCAUGGCUCGCUAUGAUCGCGCUCGAUCCGGACUUCUCUGUCGCUUUCGAAGGCAACUCGGGGCCGUCGCCGUAGGCGUAGGAAGAAAAAAACCUUAGGCUAAAGGAAAAAAAAAAAAGCGCUUUUCUUUGUUCCCCCGUUUGAGGAAAUUUGUGUUUCUGGAAUGCAUGCGGCGAUAUAUGGCUAUGAAAACAUGGAUGCGGCGCAUCGUUUUUGAAUGCGCGCUGCGUUAGAAACGGUUUCGGUGGCCCCCUUGGGCUCCUUCGGGGUAGGGGAAAUUUGAUCGUGCAGGAUCUGCCCGUGCGGUCGCUACGUGCGUCCGACGAUUAGUGGGCGAACGCAUUAAAAGGUUUCGCGGAGAGCCCCUUUUUGCCGCCGCGUUAUUAAUCAUAACCGCGUGCGCGCGCGAGGGCGUGUGUUGCGGCGAAGCACGCGCUCGCUCUUUUGCGGCGGCUGUGCAGAAUCGGGGCGCUUUUACUCGGCGGUGUUGGUGGGGUGUUUUUUGGUGGCGUCGGGUGCAGCCGUGCGAAUCUUUCGACGCAGCUGUGACUUUUGUGCGGGGCUGCGUAUCGAUAACUUCGGGCACGCUUUUUCCUGCUUGAUUUUGUUUGCCGUUAUACCUGUAGUUCCGCGAUGCUCUCUCUCUCUCUUCGUUCGAGGGCUUAGUCGGUUCGAGUUGAAUAAUCUGAACAUUGUACAGACCGAACAUGAGGUAACCCGGUGACCUGAGGCAGCCAGCAUGGCGCUGCAAUACCUGUGCCCGCUGUGCCCAUACGAGACUCGGUCGCGAGGCAUCCUCUACCGCCACCUGCUCAUCCACACGGGCGUGAAGCCCUACUGCUGCGAGCACUGUGGCCGGCGCUACGCUUUGCCCGAAACGCUGCUCCGGCACAUGGCCGCCCACCGCAAGAAGCCGCCCUACCAGUGCAGCCGCUGCACCCUCGCCCUGGACCACUUCUCCGAGUACCUGCGGCACCAGGUGUACCACAUGCUCAAGAGCAUCCACCGGUGCUCGUCAUGCGGGGAGGGCUUCGUCUGGAAGCAGGCCCUCAAGCACCACUCGCGGCUCCACAAGGACAGUCGCCACCUGUUUCAUAUGUUCUUCCGAAGGCAAGCCAAGAUGGCCACCGCCCGUCAGGCGGCGCGCUUCCCCGGUGGCGCCAACGAGAAUGACAUGCCCCUUGACCUCAAGAUGCCUCCGGUCAAGGUCAAAGCGGAGCUCUCGGAGCGCCCCCUCAACCUGAAGAGCACUAACAGCAACAACCACGGCCAGGGAAGACUGGACCAGGACAGGACCCUGGGGCUCCUCCAGUGUCCUCCGCUCCAGAGCCCCCUGGGGAACCUGCUGAUGCCAGGCUGCUCCCCACUCCUAGACAACUACUUCAAGUUCUACAUGUACCCGCACCUGAACCUGCUGCCUUACCAGAACGGCGGCGCGGGACUGGCGUCUCCGGACUCACCCGUGGCAAACGGCGGCGAGUCGGGCCUCCUGGUGUGCCGCGUCUGCGGCUGGCAGUUCACGAAGUUGAGCCACCUGACGGCCCACAUGUAUGUGCACACGGGGCGCCGCCUGCACAGCUGCGAGGUGUGCAGCAAGACCUUCACCCGCAAGGGCUCCCUCAAGCUACACCGGCUGCAGCACCUGGACGAGAAGCCGUACCAGUGCGACAUCUGCCGCAAGACAUUCCUGCAGGCGCGCUACCUCCGCGCCCACCUCCUGGUCCACCGCAGGCAGGAGGCCUCUUCGCUGCCCGUCGAGCCCGAGCUCGGGGACGCAGUGCCGCCCGCUUCUGCACCUGUCUUCCCGGCCGUGUUCGGAACCGCGAUGCCGACCCCAGACCUGUCCGUGCCGGAGCCAGAGGCCGUCGAGUCUCCGGAGUCGUCGUCGGGCGCCACACCGUCUGGGUCGUCCCCCCACCGGUGCCCCGUGUGCCAGAAGGGCUUCUCACAGCCGUACAAGCUGCGCCGCCACCUGGUGAUCCACGCCAGCCCCCGUAUCCACCAGUGCAACGUCUGCCAGAAGGUGCUGCCCUCGGUGACGGAGCUGCGGAGCCACAAGAAGUCGCACGGGCGGGCGCGCCUCCACUGCUGCGACUACUGCAAGAAGGACUUCUCGUGCUCCUCGACGCUGCGCCGGCACGUGCGCAUCCACACGGGCGAGAAGCCCUACCAGUGCGAGGUGUGCUUCAAGCGCUUCUCGGACCUGUCCAACAAGAACUGCCACAUGCGCACGCACACGGGGGAGAAGCCCUACCGCUGCCAGGUGUGCAGCAUGAAGUUCUCCCUCAAGAACGCCCUCAACUGCCACAUGCGCAACCACAUGCUCUAGCGGCCUCUCCCCGCCUGCCGCCGACGCAAAGUAUCUUGCUCCUGCCGCCCACCCGUCGUGUGCGGCCUGGCGUACCUUGAGGUUGCCCGGAGGAGGGAAUGUGAUGGUUUUUGUUGCGACACGCUGUUCCGGAGGAGGUUCUGGAUGGGAUGGGGGCUUCCGUCGGCGAUAUUGGAGCGUCUCGCGGAAAUCCCAAUCUUUCAUUUCUUCAUUUACCUCUUCAUGCUCCGUUGGGUGUUUCUGCAAAAAGGUUCUAUUUCUGUUCGAGUAAUGCGCUGUCUCUUUCAGACAUCUGCACUGUGUUAAUUCGUGUUCUGAAUGCUCCCAAUUGCUUUUGGCAUAAAUUUUCACAUAUUUUCGGUUAGGAAAAUAUAAUCAAAAUUCUUUAUUGAGCACCUCAGCUUUGGGAAAAAGCUUUUUAGAUUUUAUUGCAUUUUAAAGGAGUUUAUAGUUUCUCUGGCAGCUCAAGCAUUGUGUGCAAUACCAUUUGGUUGAUGUGGAGCAUGACAAAAUCCUACCUCUAGCAUUCUUACCUCUCUCUAGCAUUCUUUCUUGUACGGUAGAGGUGGGACAUUUUAUUCCUUGGCAAUUUUACGGGUUUGCUUUAUGACAGAAAAGGUCAAGAGCCGAUUUCGAAAUCUAGGCCAGUGCAAAGUCGACUUUGCUCGAUCAUUGUUGAGAAGCCAGCAACUCUAUGUUACAAAGAUUUUCUUAAUUUUUUUCUAGAUAUCUCGGUUUUUUGGGAAAGGUGUUCCUUUUUAGUGGAAAUCCUGAUUUUAUCAAUGUUUCUUUUAAAUGAGAUAUUUGUACUGCUGUAGAGCAGUGCAGUGCAGAGGUUAUAAGAUUCUGGUCAUGGACCUGCUGUGCACCCAAUUGUUUCCUAUCCCGAGCAGUGUUUCAACUUGCAGAAUAUUUUUGAAAGCGGACCUUUUCUUUUUUAUUUCGUAGUGCUGCCAGCGGCUGUGCUUGGCUCAAAUGUCACUGACUUGCAAGCUUUGUCUUUCUGCUGAUCUAUCCUUCCUCAACACAAUCGACAGACAGUCUUUCCACAAAAUACGUUGUACAGGGCAACUCCUCAGCAGCGGAGGUGUAGCGUAUGGUUACUGUCAUUGACUCAGUGUUUCUCUUUCGAGGAGUUCAGUUAUUAGAUCUGUUCUGUGCCGAUCAGCCCGGUAAAGAUGAUGGCCGUUGUAGUUUUAAACCGCUUUGCUUCGUUCAAAAGCUCACUUUUUUUUUGUGAAGCAAGGUUUUCAUUUACAGGAUCGAGUUCAGGUGUGGACGGUAUGGUGACUUUCGAAGUGCACUUGUGGCCUUCGCAUUGCAUAGAUAUUUGUAGCCCUCUUUGAUUCCUUUCUUUGGCUCAGUCAGCAGUGUGAAAAAUAGGAGUGCUGCUUUUUCUGAAAGCAUUUUUUGACAUGUAUGUGCCUGGUUUGCAUUAUGGUGCACGGAUUUGUACAGCAGUUCACGUUUGUUGAGUCGGCUCUUAAGGGUUUUUGGAAUUGUUUGUUGGCUUGAUCUGUAGCACGCCACUCUCCUUUCCUUUUUGCAGUCAUAUGAUCGAAGCGGUGAUAUUGUUUUACCUCUCUGUUUAUAUAUAUAUAUUAUAUAUAUGCAUACUCAUACGUGCAAGGAAUCUUGCAUUACUCAUUUUGUUACGUUUGUCGCUUGGCCGGCUCGUAGCACAGAAUACUCACCGAACGAAUUUUCGGCAAUGGCGCGGGCCAAAAGUGACGGUACGGCGGCAGGCUGCAAGCGCGGGAAAGGGGAGGAAGGACAGCAUCUUUUCUCGGAAACCACUAUGCAUCACGUGAAGAAGACGUGUCUGUAAGAUUCACGAUGUAAAAAAAAAAAAAAAAAAAGAAUGCAGAGAAUUAUGUGUAUCCUCGCAGGAAUGUACACACUGUAAAUAGCGACCCAAAAGCCACCCAACUGGUAUACUACGUUGGAAUCUGAGUACCCUCAUUGCAUACGUCCGGUACCGACAGACACGCCGUCUGCUACCUCAGCUGGUCAUCUUUGUUUCGGUUCUCCAAGAGACCCAAGAAGCGGAAAUGCCCAGGGAAGAGUUUCGUGUCUUCCUGUCGUGUGGGGUUGUCUUUAGCAUUAAGCCGGUCGAGGUGUGCGAUGGGGGGGGGCAUCAUUAAAGAGAGGAAGGAAAACGAGCAUUGUCACAAUUGAUUAUUGUUGGAGACAAACUUCCACAUUACGGUCGGUCCAUUUGCUGUAUUCGUUUUUCCAGACUGCAAACUGAUAUGGUCAUUGUGCAUCUGUUAACUGACAGGGUUGUCUAUCAGACACAUGCUAGGCAGGCUACAUGAUUUACAGUCACAAAAGUUAGAAAAACAAAAGAAAUAUUUUAGAAUUGUGUAUGAGGUAAGGAGUAGCAUGCUUGGGAGUGUAGUGAGGUUUAAAGAAAAGAAAUGUGUCAAAAUAUGACUUCGGCAAACCUUUGCUUUGAAAGCUGUGCUUGUCGGUGUCACAUUUUUGCCCAACUCCACUCGAGUGUCGUCAGUUAUGCAGCCUGACUUGAUACCAUUGGCUAAGUCUGUUUUACCCCCCCCCCUAUUUCGUGAGCGAUGUAGUACUUGCACUGUACUACGCAUUUGCUGCUCGUCUAAAACUCCGGGGCAGUUAACAGUUGCAGACAAGAGAAGCAAGUGCUAAGUCAGACUGGCCCAGCAACCGAAACUUAUCCCGACAAUGAUUCUCAGUUGUGCAAUGCCUGUUUUGUUAGGAGUGGAUAUGAAGCAACCCGCCUGCUGUUAGUUUGUAAAUAGAGUACCUGUGUCGUCACCAGUGACAGCUACCUCAGGCUGCAUACAAGAACCAGCCGCCGCUUAAAACGUCCACACGUCUUAUUACUGACCUCUUCAAGCCCUCUCAUAAAGUGCUUGUCUGCUACGUUUUUGAAGGGGGUCUGACUUGUUUCGGCGCUCAGUUUUGGUGAGCUUUCUUGAUCUGAUAAUAUUUGGCUCGAGUGAGAUAUGCUCUGCGUGUUAGUGUCUAGCUACACGGCCUUUGGCAUUAGUCGGAGUGAUACUCUGCAGUUUUAUUGAAGGCGCUUGCGUUUGACAGAUGUGUGGUAUUAUAUUACGUUUGUCCUAAGGUUGAGCCCGUGCUUUAGAUGCAUUCAUGGGCAUGUAAUACUGGUGGUUUGUUUAUUAUUGUUACUGGAGAGACAGCUUUUGCUGUCUAUCAGACCGAUGAUGUCCAAACAAGAUUUGGUACAGGCCUACACACACUGGGCUUGAAACAUGAUCUCACAUGGGCUUGGAUGACAUAUGCAAACAUGUGGAGACAACUGUAACAGGGUGAAUUUUGUUUUUGUGUUUGACCAUAUCCACUUGGUGAUAAAUUUGGCUUGAUUCUUGUCGCUGUCAAAGACAACAUAUCAAGGUAAUACAGGAGCAAUAUUUUGGCUUGCGCUUUGGUAGCCUGGAUAUCGUGAAGUAUUCCUUCCGAUUGCCCGUAUUUUCCUCUGUUCACUCUUGAUUUGGUCCGUACGAGAUUUUGGUGCAACUUUGAUGUGCUAGGCUCGUUCAAAGUGCUGUCAAGUUGUACUUGUGGGAAAGACUGUUUUAGAAGGCAAAGGCACCCAAGUGUACCGACUUAGAAUACGCUCAGUGUAACAUAGUGUCACCUCUAAAAUAAAGUAUCAAAGUA
This is a messenger RNA of Ixodes scapularis (black-legged tick), 6065 nucleotides long. Its product is annotated as zinc finger protein 91. The transcript is spliced from 2 exons. The record is from RefSeq and is a predicted model, not a curated record. The coding region runs from base 813 to 2402 and encodes 529 amino acids. Lineage: Eukaryota; Metazoa; Arthropoda; Arachnida; Ixodida; Ixodidae.